CCUCACACAAAUAACCACACACCCCCUUUUGUGGCCUUAUACUACUUACAGGCAUACGCAUUCAUUGAAGGCCAAACUCUCUUCAGCACAAAAUUUCUUCUACAACCAUCCCCUCAUUCAAUUUUUCCCCCCUUACGCUAGGGUUUUUCACUUUUCACCUUCUAUACGACAGCGUUUCGAGUUUCAACCAACUGUUGUCGUUCUUCUUCUUCACUGGCAAAACAAAGAAGAGAAAACGUGUGUGAAUGGCUACAGCACCGUUGAAGUCUCAGCCUCUGCACAACUUCACUUUACCGUUUCUGAAAUGGGGAGGUACCAGCACUGCCAAGAGCCACCACGCCACCACCUCCAACAACCACCACCGCUUCCGCCGCCCUGUCUCCGAUCACGAGCAUGACUCUGACUCCGAUAACCGCCUACCACGUGUCGGAUCGCGACCACAGAGGACUAACCGCUAUGCUGUUUCCCCUUCCAACCACCACAGCAACAGCCACAACCAAAACCAAAACAAAAACCACACUCCUCCACUUCAUACCAACAUCAGCAACACCAAUAACGAGCAUGAGGCCGAAGACGAGGAGGAGAAGAAGCAUGAAACCGAGGUAGCUGAAGCGGCCGGGGCGGAGGAGGCGGUGCAGAAGCCGUGGAACCUGAGGCCGAGGAAGCAGACAGCGCCGGCGGUUACGGGUGGAACAUCGAGGAGCGGGAAUGGCGAACGAGUGGAAGCGGCGAACGCGGAGGGAGGGAAGUCAAUGAGGCUGAGAGGGAUGAUGGCAGCGAUGGCGGGGCCGGCAGCGGCGAGGGAGGGACAGUGCUCGUCGGAGAAGAGGAAGUUCUGGAUCGCGCUUUCAAGGGAAGAAAUCGAGGAGGACAUCUUCAUCAUGACUGGGUCCAGGCCCGCGAGAAGGCCCAGGAAGAGGCCCAAGAACGUUCAGAAGCAAAUGGAUUGUGUUUUCCCUGGGUUAUGGCUGGUAGGGGUUACUGCCCAAGCGUACAGGGUGGCGGAUGCUCCGGCAAAGAGGUAACAAAGAAGCUGCGGGGGAGUGGUUUGCAGCUUCUUGCGAAGGCUGUUUUGGUUUUGGGGGAGGCAUGGUAAAUUGGGACCAGGAAUGGAGGUAUAAAUGCGCAGAAUUUGUGUAAAGACAGAAGGAAAUUACAUGUCUAAGUUGGGAAAAGAAGACCCAGCAGUUAUAUGAUAACAUAUAUGCUAGGUUCUUUUUGUCCUUCUUCCUUUUUGUAGCUGUUUUGUGUGUUGCUUCCUAGCACUAGCUUUGGAUAUGCAGGAUGGCAAGUUUAGUUUAGAUGAUUACCUAAGUAGUUUAAGUUACUCAUUCCUUGCAGUCUUCUCUGCAAGUAAAGGAAUAUCCAUAUCCAUAUCUAUAACUAUUUCUCUCUCUAUAUAUGAUAUAAUAGGUUA
Arachis duranensis is the source of this 1417-nucleotide messenger RNA. RefSeq lists its product as uncharacterized. Lineage: Eukaryota; Viridiplantae; Streptophyta; Magnoliopsida; Fabales; Fabaceae. The transcript is spliced from 3 exons. Bases 246 to 1025 code for a protein of 259 amino acids. The record is from RefSeq and is a predicted model, not a curated record.